UGCAUCAUACCACGUAUUUCCUACCAUAGCAAAUUUAAUCUGUUUCUUUGCACCCUGCUGAAAGUCCAGAAAGCAACUGCCCUUCCACCGCUGAGUCGUUAACAACACCUGCAGCCAUGUCGGACGAUGAGAUGGAAGAUUAUGGUUUUGAGUACUCGGAUGAAGACCCCGAGGAGGAGGAUGUUGACAUUGAGAACCAAUAUUACAAUGCCAAGGGCUUGCUUGAGAGCGAAGACCCUCGAGAAGCAAUCGAUGGGUUCAAGCAGGUCGUUGACAUGGAGCAGGAGAAGGGCGAAUGGGGCUUUAAAGCUCUCAAGCAGCUGGUCAAGCUGCACUACAAACUUGGGCAGUACGGCAAGAUGAUGGAUUCGUACAGGCUCAUGUUGUCGUACGCCGAUGGCGCAGUGACCCGCAACGCGAGUGAGAAGAAAAUCAACAGCCUGUUGGACUUCAUGGGGGGCGCCAGUGACACGCAGGUGCUCCAGGAGUUCUACGAGGCCACCCUAACCGCCCUGGAGAAGGCCAAGAACGAGCGGCUGUGGUUCAAGACGCAGCUCAAGCUGGCCAACCUGUGGUUCCGAAAGCAGGAGUUCGGGCGCAUGAGCCGCAUCAUACGCGAGCUGCACAGGUCCUGCCAGCGCGAGGACGGCAGCGAGGACCCCAAGAAGGGCACCCAGCUGCUGGACGUGUUGGCGCUGGAGAUACAGAUGGCCACCGAGCAGCGCAACCCCAAGCGCCUCAAGCGCCUCUACCAGCGCGCGCUCACCGUCAAGAGCGCCAUCCCGCACCCGCGCAUCAUGGGUAUCAUCCGGGAGUGCGGCGGAAAGAUGCACAUGCACGACCAGCUGUGGAGCGAGGCGGCAACAGACUUCUUCGAGGCCUUCAAGGCCUACGACGAGGCGGGAGUGGGUCGGCGGGUGCAGUGCCUCAAGUACCUGGUGCUGGCCAACAUGCUCAUGGAGAGCCGGGUGGACCCCUUCGAUGCGCAGGAGGCCAAGCCGUACAAGCAGGACCCGGAGAUCGUGUCCAUGACCAACCUGGUCGCCGCAUUCCAGCACAACGACAUCACCGAGUUUGAAAAGAUCCUUCGAACCAACAAACGCACCAUCAUGGACGACCCCUUCAUCCGCAACUACGUGGAGGACCUGCUGAGGAAGAUCCGCACGCAGGUGCUGCUCAAGAUGAUCCAGCCCUACACACGAGUGCGCAUCCCCUUCAUUGCCGCCAAGCUCAACAUCCCCGCCCCCGAUGUGGAGCAGCUUCUGGUGUCGCUCAUACUGGAUGGGCGCGUGGCGGGAACCAUUGACCAGGUGAACCAGAUCCUGGAGGUGGGCGGGCGUCAGGAGGGCGCCCGGCGCUACACCGCGCUCGACAAGUGGGCGGCGCAGGUGGCCUCGCUGCAUGCGGCCGUGCAGAACAAGCUGACCGUGAAUGUGGCGUGAGGAGGAGGGAAGGGGGUAGGGGUGGGCGGGCGGGUGGUGGUGGAGGAAGGGGAGGUGGAGUUGGCUGGCAGAGGGAGUGAGGGGAGGUGCAUGCGUUGCUGUGAUGCCGCAUGGCGUUGUGCGUUGUGCACGCGUUGCAAGGGGGGCGGAGGGUAGAGGGCGACGAUUUGCGGGAGGAGGAAGUGGAAGAGGGUGGUUAGGAAGGGUGGUUAGUAGUUCGUUGAUUGGAGGGGAUUGGUGGGGAUCGAGAGAGAGCAGUUGGAUUUUGUGUGUAGGAGCGAGUGCAGGAGUAGCAGGAGAGGCUGUAGCAGCCGAUAAGGAUAGACAGUUGUAGCUGAGCGCAAAGGGCGGGGGGUUGGAGUUUUAUACGCAAGAAGAAAAGAGUGGUGUAGCAGGGGCAAAAGCAUAUACGCAGGCAUUGCACGCUCUGCAGGCGUUUUGUUGUUCAACGGGGUCCCAUCACGUUAAGCGCAGUGUAGGGUACGCUGUUAGAAUGCGAAGGUUACAAAGGGGAACCGGAGCUCCUGGAAGCCGUACAAGAGACCCAAUCGCUGUUAGCCCCCGUUAACGGACGACAGGGGCUAGCUUUUUCGGAUGAAAGGAGGCUGUCCUUGUGCUUUGAUCGAGGAUAGAGUCCAGGAAGCAAAGACAUUUCGUUCUGUUUUGCCGGGCUGCAGGUCAGGGCACAUACGUAAAGCCAUGGCCUGUGUAGCUCGCUCCUUCAGCAA
This is a messenger RNA of Astrephomene gubernaculifera, 2170 nucleotides long. Lineage: Eukaryota; Viridiplantae; Chlorophyta; Chlorophyceae; Chlamydomonadales; Astrephomenaceae. The record is from the annotation of a GenBank genome assembly.